Messenger RNA from Hylaeus anthracinus, 735 nucleotides. RefSeq lists its product as uncharacterized. The transcript has 2 exons. Bases 1 to 735 code for a protein of 244 amino acids. NCBI's taxonomy places the organism in Eukaryota, Metazoa, Arthropoda, Insecta, Hymenoptera, Colletidae. Gene Ontology annotation, molecular function: nucleic acid binding. The record is from RefSeq and is a predicted model, not a curated record.
AUGCUCUUCAAAUCAUUGGCUCAUUUGGUAGGAUGUCAGAAGACGCACGCUACGACCUAUCAUCCUGCGGUAAAGGGGAUGGUUGAGCGCUGGCAUAGGUCAUUGAAGGCAUCCCUAAUGUGCCACAAUAAUAAUGAAUGGCUUGAUAUACUUCCCACCGUCCUUCUCGGUCUUCGAACCAGCGUGAAGAAAGACAUUGGUGCAACGGCAGCGGAAUUAGUAUAUGGUACUACCUUGAGAAUUCCAGGAAAAUUUUUCUUGGAUAAAGACAUGGCUCCAGAUCCGAAAAUUUUUGUUGAAAAAUUUAGAGAGCACAUCCGUAAGGUGCGCUCAACUCUAACGGCGCACCAUGAUAGAAGGAAGGUCAACAGAGUAAGGAAGCCAUUGGAACCUCCGUAUCAGGGUCCUUACGUAGUAGAGAAACGCAUUUCGGACCAUACAUUCACUAUCAGCAUAGUUGGAAAGUUGGUUAAUGUAAAUGUGAACCGGCUAAAACCAGCUUUUACGGAAGUAGCUGCAUCUCCAGUGUCGGAGCCGGCCAAUACACCAGCUGACGAGGAGCCAGGGACUUCAGCUUCUACAGAAAAGGCUUCACAGCCUAGCACAAACCAGGACAGAUGGGCGUCGAGGACUUAUCCUGGUCCAAAGAAGAAGAAGAGAAAAUCUGUUUGGAAUUUCGCAACUCGGUGCCCAAGUCACUCAGAGGGGAGUGCUGUAGGGGAAAACAUUCCCUAG